GGUUCACUCUAUAUACCUAUGAAAUAGCGUCCAGACGUCCAGCUUUAGGAUGGCAACAAAAAGGUGGGUGCCUGGCACUCAGUGCGUUGCUAAGAAUGACCACACCAAGCCCAAAGCCGCUGAGCUGGCCUACCGCAAAGGGGACAUUCUCACCAUAGUGGAAAUAGGAACGGGCAAGGGUGUGUACAAGGCCAAACAUAACAAGACAGGAGCGGAGGGCUUGAUCUCUGCCAACAAUGUCCGGGAGCGAGAGGCCAUUCGAAUAGACCCAUGCCUCAGUCUCAUGCCCUGGUUUCAUGGCAAGAUCUCGGGGCCAGAGGCUGUGAACAAGCUGCGACCCAUGGAGGAUGGGCUGUUCCUGGUGAGAGAGUCCAUCCGGCAUCCUGGGGAUUACGUGCUGUGCGUCAGUUUUGCUGGUGAGGUCAUCCACUACCGGGUUAUCUAUCGUGACAACAAGCUGACUAUUGACAACGCACAGUUCUUCUACAACCUCAUCGAUAUGAUUGAGUUCUAUACAAAGAAUAAAGGAGCCAUCGCCACUACUCUGCAGAAACCCAAACAGAAAGAGGGCACCAAGUCGGCAGAGGCGGAGCUGUCUAAAGCUGGAUGGCUGCUGGACAUCGAGAAGCUCACACUGGGAGAGAGCAUUGGAGAGGGGGAAUUCGGAGCGGUGUAUGAGGGGGAAUACAUGGGCCAGAAGGUGGCAGUCAAGAACAUCAAGUGUGACGUCACAGCUCAGGCAUUCUUGGAGGAAACCACAGUGAUGACAAAACUCCAGCACAGGAACUUGGUGCGGUUGCUAGGAGUUAUCUUACACAAUGGACUGCACAUUGUCACUGAAUUCAUGGCUAAGGGUAACCUGGUGAAUUUCCUUCGCACUCGAGGACGCUCUAUGAUCACCACAACACAGCUGCUUCGCUUUGCACUGGACGUGUGUGAGGGGAUGGAGUACUUGGAGUCCCAGAAGCUUGUCCACAGAGACUUGGCGGCUCGCAAUGUCCUGGUGUCCAGCGACAACGUGGCAAAGGUCAGCGACUUUGGGUUGGCCAAAGUGGACUCCAAGACUGCAGACAAUGCAAAGUUGCCCAUCAAGUGGACCGCCCCUGAAGCCCUGAAGAAAGAGAAAUUCUCCACCCGCUCAGAUGUCUGGAGCUAUGGUGUACUUCUGUGGGAGACAUUCUCCUAUGGCAGACAGCCCUACCCAAAGAUGUCCCUGAAGGAGGUAAAGGAGAAGGUGGAGCAAGGCUAUCGCAUGGAGGCUCCUGAGGAGUGUCCCCCCAGCGUCUACACCCUCAUGAGGGCCUGCUGGGAGGCCGACCCUGGGAAGAGGCCCUCUUUCCGCAAACUCCGGGACAAACUGAAGAGAGAGCUGCCCAGCUGUGACACAGCCACGGGGUCUUGAGACCCUAAGCCAAAAAGCUCCCGGGGGGGCGUAGUUAUUGGACACUUGGGUUCAAAGGGGCCCAUCACCCUUCAGAAAAAAAUCAGACCAGCUUCUAUAAUGUCUGAGCAUUUUAAAUAAGCAGAACAAAAAGUAUGGAGAAUAAGUGUCAGUUUCUGUGGGUUUCAACUGAACUUUGCCAUGAGUCCAGUUAAUUAUGCUAAUAUUUAUGCAUUUAUGACAUACUGAGGAGACAGAGGUCUGCUAAUAGUGUUGAUCAGGGAAUACUAACCCUGAUCAAACAAGAUGUAAUGUGUUCAGUACGAUUCAAGCAAUAAUGUGCCAAAAUGAAAACAAUGUACAGUAUAUAUACACUGCCUUAUAAACAGCUAUAAGAUGUAAAUACUCAUUGCUGUCAGUGUUAGGAAUAUGUAAAACGAAGGUGCAUAUGAGUGAAGGAUACUAAUUAAAAACCUUAAGAGAUAUUUCCACAUACUUCAUUUGUAAAUGGUGCAUAGCUGCCAGUGAGGGCACAGGUUGGUGAUGGUGAGCUGAGGAACUCUGAGAAGUUAGAGGCUGUCUGGUCUCCAUCCCAGAUCACCAUGGGCAGACUUUCCGUUAUAGUGGGAAUGACUCCUUCUCACUGUCCUCCUGUUGCUGGGAGAGAGAAAGAGAUGGAGAGAGAGAGAGAGAGAGAUAAAAACGCUUAUCCAGGAUUAGCGCUCAGAUCACCCAUGUCUGCUUGUCUAGUACCAUAAUUGUCCAGCAAUAUGC
Megalops cyprinoides (Indo-Pacific tarpon) is the source of this 2155-nucleotide messenger RNA. RefSeq names its product megakaryocyte-associated tyrosine kinase (gene matk). Bases 50 to 1402 code for a protein of 450 amino acids. Gene Ontology annotation, biological process: protein phosphorylation. NCBI's taxonomy places the organism in Eukaryota, Metazoa, Chordata, Actinopteri, Elopiformes, Megalopidae. The transcript has 12 exons. Gene Ontology annotation, molecular function: ATP binding; protein tyrosine kinase activity; protein binding. The record is from RefSeq and is a predicted model, not a curated record.